Molecule: messenger RNA, 1307 nt
Organism: Rana temporaria (common frog)
Lineage: Eukaryota; Metazoa; Chordata; Amphibia; Anura; Ranidae
Exons: 12
Coding region: 61-1281 (406 amino acids)
Source: RefSeq, a predicted model, not a curated record
ACAGAUGCUGAUGGAAGCUGCUGUUUCUUUGAUGGCAGGGUGACAGAAAUGAAUUAGCUAAUGGCAUCAAGCAAAACUGCUGGGACCUUGGCAGAUCUCCAGGAAAGCUUAACUCGUGUGCGACAACAAUAUGGCCUUCUGCCACGAGCGGGUUGGGAUGACCUGAUUGCAAUGGUCUCCUAUGAAAAAGCUAUUUCAGCACAGCAGCGAAAUAAAAACCUGGCCAGACCAUUCCUGCCAAGCCUCACAGAUGACAUAUCUAGAGUAAAUGUGGAGCACAGAAAAGGUGACAAGAAUUAUUACACUAUCCCUACUGAGCACAAUCAGAAUGAUAGGAAGAGAAUUGACAAACGUGAUAUACUUCUCAGUAAAAAUGUUUUACAGAAGAAUAUGGAAUGGGAGAAAACUAAACCUAAAACUGAUCAGGGUUUAAAUAAAUACUUUGUAGAAAACCAACAUUCUGCUUGGGAUUUUGUGGAGUCUCUAGUGUCUGAGAUCUUGCGGGAUGAGAUACUUCCAGAUGUGGUUAUUGAGGCAUUAACAAAUAAUCCUUCGAAAAUCUCAUGGAUGCCAACAAAGAAAUAUCAUGGCACAGAACUAUCAAAAUCCUUGAUAUCAGAAGGAUCACUCACAUAUUUUUCACAAAUUUUCCUGGAUGAAUUAAUAAAUGACUUAUUGAAGGAACUUUGCAAUCAUGCACAUAAAAUGGAGGUACAAGAUUUUGUAGGUGAUUAUCUAAUGGAGAGCACUCUUCAUGAUUUUUUCGAUGAAUUGAUUACCAGUAUCAUACAAACAGAACUUUCAUCACUGGUAGAAGAAUUAAAUAAAGAAACUGAAUAUGACAAAUGGCUAGAGAAUUUCAUACAGAGCAUAACUGAUAUGGAAGUGAGAAAUAUUGUGACCACCGUGCUCACUGAAUCUGAUGAUCAAUUCUCUGCGCUGCUGAAAAAUCAGAUUGUGGCAACAGCAAAUAAGCACAUAGUGGAUAUGUUCAUAUUGGAUGACUUGCUUGGACUGAUUGGAACACAUGAACCACUGAUGUUUGAAAAGGAUUCAUCAGGAUGUCUGAUGGAAAGUAUUAUUCUUGAUGUUCUUCUGAAAGAAUAUGUCACCAUACAGAAAGUACAGCAGACAACGUUUCAAAAUUGUCCAGCAAAGCAUUUUCAUCAAGACAUCUUUAAUGAAUUGGCUUUGGAUGUUAUUUUAACUGAACUAAAUAUACUGUUAGUUGAAGACAUGGAAGACAUCUUUGAAUACGAGCACGAUAUAGAACUUGGAUAAGAGUAAAUGUUAAACAUUGGCAUUAA